Messenger RNA from Chinchilla lanigera (long-tailed chinchilla), 1296 nucleotides. RefSeq names its product ribosomal L24 domain containing 1 (gene Rsl24d1). The record is from RefSeq and is a predicted model, not a curated record. Gene Ontology annotation, biological process: translation; ribosomal large subunit biogenesis. Gene Ontology annotation, cellular component: ribosome; nucleolus. Gene Ontology annotation, molecular function: structural constituent of ribosome. The coding region runs from base 69 to 560 and encodes 163 amino acids. Lineage: Eukaryota; Metazoa; Chordata; Mammalia; Rodentia; Chinchillidae. The transcript has 6 exons.
GCGUGUCACUUCCGGCAGCACAGCCUCACUUCCUCUUUCUGUUCGCUCCUCGCUUGUGCGGUUCCGACAUGCGCAUCGAGAAGUGUUACUUCUGCUCUGGGCCCAUCUACCCCGGCCACGGCAUGAUGUUUGUACGCAACGACUGCAAGGUGUUCAGAUUCUGUAAAUCCAAAUGUCAUAAAAACUUUAAAAAGAAGCGCAAUCCUCGCAAGGUCCGGUGGACGAAAGCAUUCCGGAAAGCUGCCGGCAAAGAGCUGACAGUGGAUAAUUCAUUUGAAUUUGAAAAACGUAGAAAUGAACCUGUCAAAUACCAGCGAGAACUGUGGAAUAAAACUAUUGACGCAAUGAAGAGAGUCGAGGAGAUCAAGCAGAAGCGCCAGGCCAAGUUCAUCAUGAACAGGCUGAAGAAGAACAAGGAGCUCCAGAAAGUGCAGGACAUCAAGGAGGUCAAGCAGAACAUCCACCUCAUCCGGGCCCCGCUCGCAGGCAAAGGAAAACAGCUGGAAGAAAAGAUGGUGCAGCAGUUGCAGCAGGACGUGGACAUGGAGGACGAGUCUUAGGGACCUUACUGUCUGUGCUGUUUCUGUAUGAAAAUCUCUCGUGGACACUUAGAGCUUGGAAACUCUUGGCCUGUUUGGUGCUAGUCCCUCGGCAGCCGGAGUCUUCGCUGCACUGCCGUCUGCCCACAGCGGCUGUGGUGCUGGGUUUCCUCCCUGGCACAGCCCGCUGGUAGACGUGCUCAUGUAAGUGUGAAGAUUCUGUGUGCAAGCGCAGAGGUGCACGGUGGACAUCAGACAGCUAGGCCAUUUGCAUGAUGACCUAGGCAGCAUUUGUGUAAAGAAGAACCGCCAAAAUUCAUAAAAGCAACACAUGAAAUAAACUUUCCUUUGCAUUAAAAUAUCCCACUUAGUAAUGUUAUGGGGGUACAGUAAGGAGCCAGUGAUGUGUGUGACAGCCUCCAUGUCUUGCCUGUUGAUUUUCUGGCUUAUUUUGUUGGCCUCUUACAGGACAGCAGGGCCGAGUUGCCCUGGGCUGUUGGGCCUGCUUGAGGGUCUGCAGGUGGCUGGGGUGGUGAGGAGGGUGGAGCGUCUGCCUGCGGUGGGGCCACGCUGCUUCGGCUUUGGGGGUGCUGGUUCUGGUAGGCCAGCUGUUGCUGAGUCUCUUGGCAGCGGAUCCCGGUGCCUUUCAGACUUUGGAGUGUGAGUUACUUUUAAAACUAAUUGUUUUGGAAAGUAGAAAUUUAUGGAUAGAACAUCUGUCCAUUAUUUGCACCUAAAUAAAACAAUCUGAAGUGCC